AUGCCCGCCUCCCUCUUCUCGACAACCCUCAUAGCCGCUCUGCUAUGGGGCGUGCUUAUCGGAAAGAGCGUUCAGGCGGGAUACCUGAGCGUGAAUAUGACGGAAGCUACACAGUGCGAGAGAGCAACAGUAGAAUGGGAGGGAGAUGAUGGACCCUAUCACCUGCUUCUGACACCUACUGAAAUAAAGCAGCACGGAUACAACGUCUGGGUAGAGUCAAUACCAGCGGGCACGAACAAGUACACACUCGACAUCAAGCAGCCAGCGGGCCUGCAAUUCAUGUUGACCAUGUGGGGAGCGUCGGGGAUCAGUUAUGCGGCUACGACAGACGUCAUGACCGUUGCGACGUCGAGUACCGGCAAUUCUUCUUGCUUCUUGUCCGAUGACCAAAUACUUAACCUCUACUCCUUCUCGUUCACUUUGGACACUGCCUACGACGAUACAUAUCCCCCGCAAUGUUCCAAUAUCUCGCUCUCAUGGCCUACAUCACUAGAGUCCAACGUUACUUCAGAUGUCGCCAAGCGAGACCUUGCGGGACUGGACAAAGUAGCUGAAAGAGACUCCUCUGUUGAUCUUGAGGAGCUGGCGCUCUCCUCCAGCGACCACUCUGGCAAUACGACCAGUCCCCCGACCCUCUUUGGUGUCAUUCCCCUCGGCAAUUCCUUUUCCAUCCCCAUCACCUACGCCACUACUUCCACAUUCGCCAGUAGCCUCCCUGCUUCAUCGCUCUCCGACAACCCCACUACCAACACCUCGAAGGGAACUACCUACCUCGACUGGACUGUCGAUAUGGCCAAGGGCACGCGGUUCUUACUCGUUGCUGGUAUAGGGAGUGAGCAAAGAUGGGCAAGUGGAGGGAGUAGCAAGAUGUUUACGGUUGGGCAGGGGUCCACGGGGUGUGUCGGGAGCGAGCAAGGGAGUGAUGGUGUGCCGAGUGUGACUGCAUCAGAUGGUACUGCUACCGCGACUACGACAGUACCUGCUAAUCCGGGCGGCUCCAAUGGCUCUGAACUGAGCCCCACCGUCCGUACGGCCGUGGCUGCCAUAUGCUCCAUCCUUGGCACCCUCGUCAUCGUAGGGCUGGUAUUCUUUUGGCGUCGCCGCAUGCGCAACAAGCGUGACGCCGACGCGUUCGUUACGGCUGGAGAACCAUCGACCGGUAGCAGCGGAGGUGGCAAGAGGUUUGGAAUGUUUGCAAAGAGGGGGUCGUCGCCAAAGGCAGUCAAUAGGACGACGGCGUCGGAUACGCAGCUGGACCUCAUUGCUUCCCGGACGAGCGUGGCGAGGCAGAGAGAACUCACUCCGCUUGUUGCGCACGACCUUGCUCCAACAGUUUCCCCCAGCACUGCCAGCCCGCAGGACGCACUCGACCCCUUUGUCGAUCAGCAAACACCCAACAGCUCAAUGUCUCACAAGCACCCCUACCCCCCGACGCCAUCAUCUCAGUCAGCAUACGAUCCUGGAUUUGCUGGUCUCGGGGCGGGAAGGACACUGAAUGGGGGCCGACAACCGUCGCCGGUCACACCGAUCACACCUGUGGGCGGAGAGAGGAUGGGGAGGAAUUCAAGUAUGGAUGCGCUCCUGCCGGCAGGAUCUGUAUACCAUGAUCCGCCUACAAGAGGACACGAUGCGGGUUUGGAAUCUGCUGGCGAAGCGUCUCUCCCAUCUGGGCCAGACUCUGGUGGAUAUGCGACCGAGUCGUAUUACCGCCCUUAUAUGCGCCAACAAUCUGGGCCUCUUGUCCUACAUGACCCUACUACAAGGGAUGUGGAUGCUUCAACAGAGGGCGGUGGAGAUGAAGAGGAUGUGACGGAUCUCAAGCGCGACACGCUCGCGACUACGGGCCAACAGCCUCAGAUACGUCUACGUACUGCCCAGAGCAGACAGGGAUCAGCAGGUUCUGGUCCGCCUUCUGCAACGGUGAGGCGGAGACGGCAGGAAGAGCAGGAAAUGGAGUUUAUGGUGCAUCGGGAUGCUGGACGCGUGGUACCUCCGCGCAGUGCGAAUGUGCUCGAGCUUCCCCCGAGAUAUGAAGAGGUGCAGUGGACGGAGGAAGAGAGAAGGGAGAGGGAGGAGCGAGAGCUGGAGCGUGACAGGGCGCGGGAGCAGCGAGAGCGGGAAGAGCGGGGGACGCGGUAG
Messenger RNA from Cryptococcus wingfieldii CBS 7118, 2139 nucleotides. RefSeq lists its product as hypothetical. The coding region runs from base 1 to 2139 and encodes 712 amino acids. Lineage: Eukaryota; Fungi; Basidiomycota; Tremellomycetes; Tremellales; Cryptococcaceae. The transcript has 7 exons. The record is from RefSeq and is a predicted model, not a curated record.